AUGGCCCAAACAAAAUUUCUAUCCUUUGUCCUCCUUGCUGUCCUCAUCCUAUCCAUAGAUGUUAUGGAAGUUGUUGGUGGAGACAAAUGUUGCAAAGACCAUCCUAGCCUUGGGGAAUGUAUACCGGGAGUAGACGAUGAUCCUGAGAAUAAUGGCAAAUGCUGGGCGUUUUGUAUAAAAGAUUGUGUGAAAGGGGGUUUUUGCGAACAAAUUGAUAGUGCAGGUCACUUUGUGUGUCAUUGUUAUUGCUGA
Molecule: messenger RNA, 252 nt
Organism: Durio zibethinus
Lineage: Eukaryota; Viridiplantae; Streptophyta; Magnoliopsida; Malvales; Malvaceae
Product: putative defensin-like protein 20
Biological process (GO): defense response to fungus
Cellular component (GO): extracellular region
Source: RefSeq, a predicted model, not a curated record